Molecule: messenger RNA, 219 nt
Organism: Protopolystoma xenopodis
Lineage: Eukaryota; Metazoa; Platyhelminthes; Monogenea; Polystomatidea; Polystomatidae
Source: the annotation of a GenBank genome assembly
CAUGACCCAACACGAGGUCCUAUCUUGCAGGCACUACCCUUUGUCCUCCCGAAUCCGCUGGCCAGCCUGGCAUCUCCCUUUACCUCAACCUUCAAGCAGGGGCCAACAGUCCUCAUGUGCAACUCGCCCGUUGUUGCCCCAACUCAGUGUCCUAACAACCAGCCAAACUUGAAUCUCAGUCCGUCCCAGAUGACCCAACUCGAAACUCGGCUGCGAUGA